AAGCAAUAUCUCAAGUCCUUCUUCUUCCACUUGCAUCUCUUCUCUUCCACAGAAUAACAUGGCCAAACUACCAUCAACAAAUCUUGUGCAAGAUUCAAUGAAACCCUACAAACCCAAAGAAUAUUACCCUGAAAAAGCCAAGGGCAUAUCCUUCUUGGCCUUUUUCUUCUCCAUAUGCAUUUACAUUUCCAUCUUCUACAUCUUCAACCUCUCUCUCCACACUCUCUUCCACAACACCAAGUUCUGGUUUGCCAUAUCCAACACUCUCAUCCUCAUCAUUGCAGCUGACUAUGGCGCCUUCUCUUCCGCCAAAGAUAAUAUACAAGACCAACAUCUUUACCAAGACUACAUGAGCCACCGCCAAGCUCGAAGUGUUUCCUCAUUUGUUUCUCAAUACCCUGAAAUAGCUUUCAAGAAAAGCAGCUGUCCCAAUAAGCAAUCAGAGGUGGACGUGGACGACAUGAAAGCAAAGAAUGAAGAAGUGGCAGACACUCAAAAUAAAGAAGUUGUCCAAGAAAAGAGUGUCGUCCACGUGUCGAAAGGCGAUGAUCAGAACAAAGGUUGCGGCAGAGAAAAUGUUGCAGCAAAAACUUACCAGCGAAGUAAGUCUGAGAAAACAAAGACAAAGGGAGCUGUGAUCGAUGAGAGGAAGAAGGAUAUUUUGAAGAGGUCAGAGGAUGAGAAGAAGUACGAGCCAAAUACUGUUGAAGACAAUGAAUUUUCGGUCAUGUCAGAUGAAGAAUUGAACAGGAGAAUUGAAGAAUUUAUUCGGAGGUUUAACGAGCAGAUUAGGCUUCAAUCAGCAGCUACAAACUCCCACCAAGUCUAGAAGUUAAUGUUCCAUGCAUAUAUGGAAUAUGAAAGAGAGUUCAUCGCCCAAAAAUUUUGUGUUUCUGUUUCAGCUCUCAAUUAAUUAUGUAAAUACUCUGGAUUUCAUGUUUAGUAUGAAUAGUUUUUGUAUGCA
Molecule: messenger RNA, 964 nt
Organism: Prunus dulcis (almond)
Lineage: Eukaryota; Viridiplantae; Streptophyta; Magnoliopsida; Rosales; Rosaceae
Exons: 1
Coding region: 59-829 (256 amino acids)
Source: RefSeq, a predicted model, not a curated record